This is a messenger RNA of Neurospora tetrasperma FGSC 2508, 2031 nucleotides long. RefSeq lists its product as uncharacterized. The transcript is spliced from 2 exons. The record is from RefSeq and is a predicted model, not a curated record. Bases 1 to 1788 code for a protein of 595 amino acids. Lineage: Eukaryota; Fungi; Ascomycota; Sordariomycetes; Sordariales; Sordariaceae. Gene Ontology annotation, molecular function: metal ion binding.
AUGACCAUCUGCAAAUUCUAUCAACAAGGCACUUGUCGCUAUGGAAGCAACCGAUUUGGUGCCCUAGCCGGGGGCGGCUCCUCAUUUAGUAGCAACCGAAGCGGAGAAAACCCCUACAGCCUCGACGCCGAUGCCAUUCGAAAAGACUUGACUGAAGAACUCCCAACAUGGAUCCUCUCAGCCUACGCUCCAGGAAAACAACCGCCCGAGCAGCUAUUUGGUGGAGAACAACGGGAACAAAGUUUCGAGGAAAUCCGAAUGUACUACUUGAAUGGUCUUGCCGCCGGUAACCCCGAAGGAGCACUGAACGACAUCAACAACCUCUACCAAAGCGCACAAGCGCAGAACCAAGCAGCACUGAGCAAUAUCCAGGGCGCUAUCCAAUACAUCGUCGACGCCGGUAAUAAACAUCCGAAUCGACACGACAUUUGCAACCAAAACACAUUACCGGGAGGAACAACGGGCGAGUUCGGAAAAGACAGACCAAGGCCAAGUGCAUUUGGGAGCUCAACAACCACACUUGGUGCUCCUGCCACAACAUCCAACGUCUUCGGUGCUCCCUCUCAGCCAGCGGGCGCCUUUGGCCAGCCAUCAGCCCUGGGUGCCAAGCCAAAUCCCUUUGGAACUCCGGCCUUUGGACAGGCAGCACAGCCAGCUGCUGCUUCACCUUUUGGCCAGCCCUCAGCACUGGGUGCCUCAACAUCAGCUUUCGGCGCGCCAAGUGCCUUGGGUGCGAAACCAAAUCCCUUUGGAGCACCAUCAACAGGAGGGGCAUUUGGCCAACAAGCUGCCACCCCCGCUUUUGGACAGCCUGCCCAAGCGACGAGUGCGUUUGGCCAACCAGCACAGCUAGGAGCCAAGCCGAACCCAUUCGGAGCACCAGCCGCUCCAGUGGCCAGCGCCUUUGGCCAGCCAGCGACAUUAGGAGCAAAGCCCAAUCCGUUUGGAGCGCCAGCUGCCCCAGCAGCAGCAGCAGCAGCAGCAGCAGCAGCAGCAGGAGGUGCAUUUGGGGCUUCAACAACAGCCAGUCCCUUCGGACAGUCCACACAGGCCGCCAACCCGUUCGGACAAUCAACAACUAGCGCUUUCGGACAGUCAACAUCAACUCCAGCAGCGAAUCCCUUUGGGGCUCCAACACAGGCGACAGGAGGUCCAUUUGGCGCCUCCACGGGCCCAGCCACCACUAAUCCCUUCGGCGCCCCAGCUGCCGCCGCUCCCGCUGCAACACCCUCACCAUUCGGUGCCUCCACAACAACACCAGCAGCCAAUCCCUUUGGCGCCUCAACCACACAACAACAGCAACAACAACCAUCCGCCUUCGGAACGUCAACCACCACCCCAGCCAUCAACCCCUUCGGCCAACCCCCCGCCGCCGCCACUUCCACACAACCCACCAGUGCCGCCGCCGGCACCUCCCCCUACGCCCCUAACGCCACCCGCCAACACCCACUCAUAACUGCCUACACCACUCGCUCCCCGCUCGACAACCGUCUACAAACCUUUAAAGGAAAACCAGUAACCUACCAACGGAUUCCCAAGCCUGGUGCGCCCGACACGGCGCCCCCCGAGAAGGAGGUACCGGUGAUUAGGAACUUUGACGGCAGUUUCCAGAUGAUUUGGUUCCCGGAUGGAGCGCCCAAGUACACGCCCGAUACAGAAGCGUUAGAGGGGGAGUAUACACCGGAAGUGUUGAGUGCGUGGCAGAAAUUUAUGGAGACGGGCAAGUUUGAGGGCGGGGUGAUGCCCGAGGUUGCGCCGAAGAGGGAGUUUUGUGCGUGGGAUUUUUGAGGCGAGGAUGGUGUUUGUGGCUGUUUCAGGGCGGGAGAGAUGAAGGGAAGGAGAGCAGGAGAGAGAAAUUGGCAAUGGAGAGGACAAGGAAAGAAAGGAAAGAGAUAGGGACGGAUACACUGGGCUUCAAAUGGAUAGAUAUGGAUAUUAUGGAUAUGUUUCAAGGACUGUACACUACGGGAAAACGCAAGAGCGAAUCUUUUUGUCUGGAUUAUUACCAGAUACCCAACUUGAACUCAAAAG